Molecule: messenger RNA, 1621 nt
Organism: Symbiodinium sp. CCMP2456
Lineage: Eukaryota; Dinophyceae; Suessiales; Symbiodiniaceae
Source: the annotation of a GenBank genome assembly
GUUUGCGAAGCGCCGCAGCUGUAACAAGCUGGAGAUUGCAGAGCUUGCCGUCUCGGAGUCUUGGCUGGCGAAGCCAACAUCCAAGGUGUUUCGAGCAGCUCGUGCUGCGGUGGCGACGGCCUGGAAGCUGGAGGAGUCGGCGGUGCUGGCGGUGCGGGAAGGUGGAACCAUUGCGAUCUUGCCGCUGCUCGAGGCAGAGCUGGAAUGUGAUGUAGUGCAGAUGGCCUUCAGUCAGGCAUCUGAUGCCGUUCAUCUUCCCAACGAGCGGAUGUCACGUAGCGUUCUGGCACGGGCAGUUGAUGCCAUAGCAGGUGGCACGCCAGCUGUUCUUGGACUUCGCGUCUCUGUGGAGCAAGAGGACCCAAGAGCCCAGGCGCGGUGGUCCUGGUCGGCCACCGAGGGUGCAUGGCACUGCACUUACGACGAAUGCCAGCUUUACCUGCAUCCUGAGGUUUGUCACGCCUUGAGGUUGCAGGGAUACAAGAGCAUUCAGACCCUUUUUGAGGCAUCCUGGUUGGUGGCUGGGACGUCCGUCAACGUCGCUGCCAUCUACGGCGGAGUGCCGUACCGAGAUACCCGCGACGCGCUGUCGCGGGGCGCCGACCUUCUGGUCGCCACGCCGGGUCGCUUGGAGGAUGCAUGUGUUCGAGGCGAUCUGCUCCUCCGAGAUGUGCGUGCCGCCGUGCUGGACGAGGCGGACCGGAUGCUGGACCUGGGCUUUGAGGACCAAAUCCGUAUCCUGCUCACCAGGCGCAUGCCUCGAACAGGGAGCGGGCGACAGACGGCGAUGUUCAGCGCCACCUUCGGGAUCGGAGUGCAGCACCUCGCAGCGGACUUCCUGGAUGCCUACACCUUUGUGGCCGUAGGCCGUGUAGGGGGUGCCGCUCAGACGGUUGAGCAGCGGGUGAUUUGGGUGGAGGACGCUCGCAAGGCCCAGGCACUCUUGGGGACGCUCCUCGCUUUGGAGAGCACGAAGGGGACGUCGCCGUGUAGCAUUCUAGUCUUCGCAAACACCAAGGAUGCGGUGCGGCUCAUUGAAGAGAAGGUCCGUGCUUGGAGAUUCCGGGUCUUCUCGAUUCAUGGAGACAAGAAGCAGGAUGCUCGAGAGAAGGCGCUGCAACUCUUCCGCCACCAUGCGGAGGGCCGCAGCUCUGGCUCCAGGGACUCGGGCUCGGCCGUGCUGGUGGCCACAGACGUCGCAGCGCGCGGAUUGGACAUCCCAGACAUCACCUGCGUGGUGCACUAUGACCUGCCAAGAAGGAUCGACGACUUCGUGCAUCGAUCCGGCCGGACGGGCCGCCUGGGCAGGAACGGCCUCUCCAUCGGUUUCGCCAAUGCUCGGGCAAAGGGACUGAGCAAGGAGCUGGUGAAGUGCCUGGCAGAAGCGGGUGCAAAGAUUCCACCCUGGCUGCUGGGCAUGGCAAUUUCCACCGGCGAAGACCUUGAGGUCUUGGAGGCUCUGGGGCAGAAGUCUUCUGGAGGCUACGGAGCACAAGAUGUCCGCUUGCAGGGUGCAGGCGUUCAGACGGCUGCCGAACGCCGUGAAGCGCAGAAGCUGCGAAGCUUCGCAGAGGACGCAUACAGUGCUGCGAUGCCGGACGGCUCCGAAGCACCUGCUUGA